UUUCAGAAUUCCAGAGGUGCUUCUUCUCUGUUGAAGGAUAGUGUCCCAAUUACUGAAUUUUCAGCUUCAGGACCAUUUGAAGGUCAUGAUCUUCUGCGUAGAGGCUUCACAAGUGUGAAAAAUGAAUUGUUACCCAGUCACCCACUGGAGUUAUCAGAAAAAAAUUUCCAGUUAAAUCAAGAUAAAACAAACUUUGCCACACUCAGAAAUAUUCAAGGACUCCAUGCACCUUUAAAGCUGCAGAUGGAAUUCAGAGCAGUGAAACAGGUCCAGCGUCUCCCAUUUCUUCACAGCUCAAACAUGGCACUGGAUACUCUGAGAGGAAAUGAUGAAUGCAUCGGUUUUGAGGAUAUCCUUAAUGAUCCUUCACAGAGUGAGGUUAUGGGAGAACCACACAUGAUGAUGGAAUACAAGCUUGGUUUAUUGUAACAAAAUGUACUCCAGAAAAAUGUUUUGUGUGUGUCUUUAUAUUGCAGAUCUAAAUACAUGAUACUAAAUUGACACUCACAGUGUUAAGCAGUCCUACAGUUAUGAUUUGCCUGCCUUGAUGAAAAGGCAUAUUAAAUGUUUAAAGUCUAUAAAUUGUUCUGUGCUUGUUGUCAAUUAUAUAAAUGUCCUGUAACUAGGUAGUUUAAAUGUCUUUUCAUACACUGCUCAGGACAAUAGCUUCUUAACUCUGGAAAUGCUAUAUGUGUAUACAAGAAAUCCAAAAAUACCCGUGCAUUUUAAAACUGAAUACUGUAGGUAAAUGCAUUUAAUGUUCUUGCAGAAGAACUUUUUAAGGGGAAAAAGAAGGUAUUUUCCAUUGAGUAACUCUUUGUUCAUGAAAAUUUCCAUACACUUUUUAAACUAUUGAAUAAAAGUUUGCUAUAAAUGC
This is a messenger RNA of Phaethon lepturus (White-tailed tropicbird), 877 nucleotides long. It is a transcript of the gene POMP, whose product is annotated as proteasome maturation protein. Lineage: Eukaryota; Metazoa; Chordata; Aves; Phaethontiformes; Phaethontidae. The record is from RefSeq and is a predicted model, not a curated record. Gene Ontology annotation, cellular component: nucleus; cytoplasm. The transcript is spliced from 5 exons. The annotation marks the transcript as partial. Gene Ontology annotation, biological process: proteasome assembly.